CCGUCGCCCAGAUCCCACCCGCAGGACCCCAAAACCCAAUGAUCCUGGAGCAGCCCUUGGAGCGAGGCCCGCAGGGUGGGGCCCAGCGCCUCCCGCGGGCCGCCUUGGGGGUGACUCGCGGCCUGGACGCUAGCUCCCCUCUCCGAGGAGCUGUGCCCCUGAGCACCAAGCGGCGCCUGGAGGAGGAGCAGGAGCCUCUGCGCAAGCAGUUUUUGUCUGAGGAGAACAUGGCCACCCAUUUCUCUCAACUCAGCCUGCACAAUGAUCACCCCUACUGCAGCCCUCCUAUGACCUUCCCCCCGGCCCUGCCCCCACUCAGGAGCUCUUGCUCUGAGCUGCUUCUCUGGCGAUACCCUGGCAGCCUCAUCCCUGAAGCCCUCCGGUUGCUGAGGCUGGGGGACAUCCCCAGUCCCUCCUACCCUUCGACCCCAGCUGGGGACAUAAUGGAGCUCUGAGUGCUAGUGGACAGCGCCCCUCCCAGCUUCCUUCGUCCCCACAACAGAAGAGACCAGCGACUCCCGCAAAGGGACAAGGAGCCUCCCUCUCCUCCAGACCAGGCACCAAGACCUUCCCUCAACAGAGGACUCUGAGCCCAAUGGAGCUCUGGGAUGAGAGGGUGGGAGCAUGGGCAGGGAGGCAUCCCACCCCCAAGAACUGAAUAAAGAUUUCUGAGCAAAGAAAGGCUU
Molecule: messenger RNA, 686 nt
Organism: Callithrix jacchus (white-tufted-ear marmoset)
Lineage: Eukaryota; Metazoa; Chordata; Mammalia; Primates; Cebidae
Gene: HCFC1R1
Product: host cell factor C1 regulator 1
Source: RefSeq, a predicted model, not a curated record